CCACCCCGAGCAGGCGGGCGAAGGCGCCGCGGGCCGGGGGAAGGGCGGUCGUGGCGCCUGAGGGGCUGAGACAAUUGACAUGUUGAAAAUGUCACGAAACAAGAUAUUUACAGCAUUGAAGUAUCACUCAACAGAUUAUUUAUAUGAGAGCGUGGCAAGGCAGAAGUUUUCCAUCUGGAAAUUAUCACUUUGCUUUCCUCCCUGUUUACAUCAAGAUGAAAAGUAUCAUCUCAAUGGACUCUUUGCUGAUGAUAAGUAUAGGAAGCCAUGGACUAGAAUUGUUUCAACACAGAACAUGAUUGCUAUUUCAGUAUUGGAUCAAUGGAAGAAAAGUUUACCUGUGGAGGAUUUCCUGGAAAAGAAACCUAUUUCCUCUGCAGAGUUUCAGAUUAGUAAUAGUUUAUUAGAAGUUAUUCCAAGUUCAAAUGUUUGCUCUCAGACUGACACAGAAGAACCUUUUUUACUUAUGAAGAAUGGUUUUAAGGAAGAUCCCACCCAAGACAAAUAUUUGAAGAUCUACUAUGCCACUGAAUUUAAAGAGCCAGGGCAAGAUUUAUGUUUGGAAGAGGAGUUUGUUUUUAUUGAUAAUCUUGAAAUUUUUUGUAAAAAACUGCCAACUUUAUCUCUAUUUCUGAGCAGACUACAGUAUUUUUUAGUGAAAGAUCCCCUUUUACAUUCUGAAGGACAGAUUUUAACACCAGAGAAUAUUUUCAGAGAAUGUUUGACUUUCCAAAAUGGAAUGAAGAUGGAAGAGAGUCAAAAUGAAUUACAGAGGAUUAAAGAGAAUUUCUGUACUGUAUCUAUAAAAGAUGAAGAGUAUUUCCUGUUGCCUGUUGAGUUAGAAUUUGGCGAACCCAACAAUGGCAGAUCUGAUUGUAUUAAGACUCCAUCAUACGUAGAACUAAGGGAGGUGUUAAAUUUAGCUCCGGUCACUGUAGAUGAUGAAGACCUUUGCAAACAAGUGAUCAGAGAAGAUCUCAAAGCAGAAAUUACAUACAAAAUAGAAAUUUCCAAGUACUGUGCCAUUCCACAAGAGGUUUGCUCCAGUAUUAGCACAAAUAUGUUGGAAUUCUGUGAGGAAGCUGAAUAUAUUCCAUAUUUGAAAGAUGAAAUGGAAGUGCCUUUAACUCCUCAAUGCAGACAAGAAAGGUCAUGGGUUAAUUUUCUGUGCAGAGGACUUCAAGAAGAACCUAUUUCUCUCUCUGGUAACAGCAUUUUAAUUGCAGAGCCUUCUAGGGAAUUCUUAGAAUCUUUGGUAUGGCAAUCAGAGAAGUAUCGGGAUAAUAUGAGAUCUCUUUUACUUGUCGAGCAUCCAGCUGUAAACCUUGCGCAUCAGCAUCAUUCGCUGACAGAACUGCGGAAAGAGCUGCCAGUUGAGGUCGAAGCACCAAUGCUUGGCUCACUAGAGGAAGUCUGGUGGCUUCAAAAGGGUUUAAAUCCAGCAGCUGUAGAAAUUUUGGAACAAUUUAACACGGAUGGAAAUAAUCCAAACAGUCUACUUCCUCCAGAAGUAGAAACAUUCACACAAUUUACAUCCUAUCAAAUAGAAAGAUGGCUUGAAGAGAAGAAUUCUGUGACAAACCAAGAGCUGUUUUCUGCUGAAAGACAUCAGUCAGAAAAAGUAGUUAAUCCUAACCUGUCAAUGCAGAUUCAAAGGCAGUACUUUGACAUGCGUGCUGCGUCAUCUGCCAAAAUUCACAGUACAAAUAGAUCUGUGGAAGAGCUUACUGGAGGAAACAUAAGAAAGAUUAAGACAGAAGAGGCAGUUCUUUUCUUAAACCAAGAAAAUGAAACCCCCAAACCAUCUGAAUCAGACAGUUGUAAAGGUGGAUGUUCUAAAUUAGACAACUCAUCCUGUAGUGGAAAGCGUGCAUCACUUGCUUCUAAAUGGGCCAGUGAUGAUUCUGAUCUGAACAACUUUAUUAUGAUGAGGUCUAGACAUACCAACAUCACCCAAAGAGAGGAAAAAUAUUAUGUAGACAGAUCUGAAAAAGUGGUACAGCUUGAAGAACAGCUUAUGCGUGUUCACAAAGAGGAUGAUUCUUUUUGUGAGACUGUAAAAACAGAGGAGAAAACCCAAGAGAAAGAAGACAGUAUCACUGUCGAUAUUCAACCAUCAGAAAGCCAAUGCCAGGCAUACUGCCUCUUGGAAGAAGCAGCCAUUCCUGUACUAAAAGAUUUGACACAUCUGGGUGUACUUGGUUCUGUUACUUGGAGCUUUGACAGUGUUAAAUUUGAUCACACAAGAUUUUUUUUAAAACAGCAAGAGAAAGUGAUAUGUGAUAAUUUUAAACAAGGUAAAAUAGAUGAGAAGGAGAUCAUGCUGUUCAGACAUGCUGCUCUGGUACACCUGCUAGUGACAGUUCGAGAUCUGCUACUAACAUGUGGCUUGGAUACAGCUCUAGGUUAUUUGUCCAAGGCAAAGGAUAUCUAUAAAAACAUUUUAGAAUCCUGUUUGAAUAAUAUCUGGAGGCAGUUGAAGAUUGUACAGUACAGCAGCCAGAAAAAGCAUGAAACACAUCCCAAAAUAACAGCACUUCAGUGUGAGCUGUUAAAUUGGAUGAAAAGUUGUGGAGAGAAACACAGUGUUAAGAUACUAAUCAUUACAAGGACGGACUCUGAAAGAGAAAAAGCUGCCUUCAUUCACCCGUUAUCUAGGAUAGCAGGUUUGAAAGCUGUGGAUUUGAAUUCUGAGAGAAAAGGAAGCAUUUUAAGUUGUAAAGAGAUCAUAAGCAAUCUUAGUAGAUAUUCCUGCAUCGUUGUACAUAAUCAGCAAAUUGGAGCUGACUUCCCUUGGACACACUUCUCAUUAGUAAUGGAAUAUGAUUAUUCUGAAAAUUCUGGCUGGAAAAAUCUGUGCAAAAAUCUGAAUGUUACUUACAUGACUUUUAAAACCAACCUCCCUGAAAUAAUGCAAAUGGGGAAUUAUGGCGGUUCCUGUCUUCUGGAAGUACAGAUUCCAUAUGUAUUUCUGACAACUGAAGGUCUUCUUAGUAUGCCAGAUUUUCUUCAGCUUUUUGAAUCCAAGUACAGCAUUGCCUUUGUUGAAAGAUGCAAUAGUUACUCAUUAAGGCUCUUUGGAAGUACUGAUCGAUAUGUUGUGUUGACAAUAGAUGAAUGUACUGCUAUCUUUUUGCAGAGUAUGGAAGAACUAAAUUGUGAAGACAUCUGUGGCACUGUAAUAUCAAGACUGAUGGCAUUAUCACUCCAAUAUAUGUGCUGUUGGAUUAUUUUCUAUUCCAGAGAAAGACUGAAUUUAGAGUACAGUCUCAAGGGAAAUACUCUGCUUAACCUUGUCUUAAUUUAUGCCACUCUAAUUGAACUUACACAGAAGUCAGAAGACUUUGAAGUGAAGGUAGUUCUUACGCCAGGGAUUGAAGAGACAGCACUGGUAAUUCGUCAGAUUGCUGACAAUAUUUUGAUAGCAGCCAGUAUCAGUCCUGAUGAGUGGCUGGACAAAUCCUGGCUUUCUGUCUUGCCAUCUGAGGCAGAGAAAUGCCUGCUUACGUUUCCUUGUAUCAAUCCUUUGGUUGCUCAGUUUAUGUUGAAGAAGGGAUCUUCACUGAACAAGUUAUUUCUUGCAAGCUUUGAUCAACUCCAGGAACUUCUGCCAGAGGUUCCAAAAAAAGUUUUAAAGCAUUUCAGUGACAUCAUAUCUUCAAGCAGCCUAAAUACUGCUGCUCUUCUAGAAAAAACAGUGAAAGGUGCAUCACACCCAGAAAACCAGAAUAACUUCAACACAUCGCAUCUUGAUAAUAAACAAAAUUUUCAAAUUUUAGAGCUGCUUGAUAAGCCACAAACCAGCACAGGAAGAUCUCAUAUGAAUUCUGUAGCCCUGAUUCCUCCACUGAAUCGUCGUAAGAGUUUUUUUAAGUCUAAUCUUCCAAGUUGUAUGCAGAAGAAAGCAUGCUCAUCGGAUGUAAUUACAAGGAGGAAGCCAGAAUUCUUUGCUGUAUCAAAGGACUAUGAAGAUUUUUCUCAUCCAGAAGUUAAAAAUUCUCUCCUUGUUCAAAGACAGCCUUUCAGGAUGCAUGAUAGCUCUGAUCGUACUUCCAAAGACUCUGAAAAAGUGGAUUUCUUUGCAACUUUCAGAGACUGUGCACCUCAGGAGAGCUCUAAAAGUUUUCUAGAAGAAUUUAUAGACACAACAUUUAAAAGUCCAGAAAUUCAGAUUCACCAGCCCCUGUGGAAUGAUUCUUCGUCCCCAGGCCCAUGUAAUUCAUUUGCUCAUGAUGGUUUUCUCUCUGAUUUCUUUAAUGAUACGGAUGAGCUUCAAGAUCUGAAUUUUAACCAAAUAGGUGGAACAGCUAAAGGAAAGAGGAAACAAAGGCCUCCAUUUUUAAGGAGAAAAGAAAAAAUUAAAACAGGUUCAGGAUUUCCAGGACAGGAGUCAAAAAAAAGGAGAUUGACAUAUGAAAGAGUCCCUGGAAGAAGAGAUGGGCAAACGCGUCUUAAAUUCUUUUGAACAGAAUGGGGAUUUGCAUAUUACAUACUUUUUUGGUUUUCAUUCUUGAACUCUUUAAAGGGAAAUAAAUAAAUUGUUGUUUUUAGAAAUAAAUUAGGAUUUGGAAAUUCUUACUAGCUCAGGAUUCCUCUGUGUGUGUUUUAAAUGUUGCUAAACAAACUAACAGAGUGGUUUCUUUAAGCUGGGUAAUUAUUGUUUCUCUGUGGUCAUGAGUGAUAUAGAGGUAAUUUAUCACUCUUUAUAUUAAAAAAAAAAUUAAUUUAAAAAGCCGGAUGCCAAGGCUCACUCUGAGAUUUCAGGACGCCUGUGUUUGCUCCCUGAGCCUGCUGCUUUUCCAAUGUAAAGAUGAGCUAGAUCUGCCAGAAUCUCAAGGCUUAUUAAAGUCAGAGAUUUCUUGCAAUUACAGCUGUGACUUUUUGCAGCCAUCCCCUGGGCUCCGUUCUACUUCUCUUCUUCUGACAGCCCCUUCAGGAACAAUGUGAUGAGUACCUGAGUUCCUUUUAAUCAUAAUCAGUCUAUGAAAAAGCUCUUUGUUUUAUGGACAACGUGCAAAGACUGCGUUGAAAUUUACCAUUCUCAUAGAUUUGAUUCAGGGAACUAAGCUGUGAGCCUCACCCUUUGCAUAACCUGCUGGAGGCUGUUUGUUGUCAUCCACAUUUCUCAGCCUUCUGCAGUGCAUUGGCAUGUAGGGUGAUGAAAGUCAUCUGGGAGGCACAUCCAGAUACUAUAGGUACAACUAGAAGAGGUAAAAUACUGAAUUUUAAAGAAAAAUCUGUCUCAAUCAUAAUAUAAAGAACAGGAUUGAAAAGUACCCAAACCCUCACUUUCCAUCAAAAGAUUUGGCAACAAAACUGGAAAUAUGUGUGGGAGCAAUGGCAGACAGUAACUCCAUUCUGCUCCAGGAAUGCAUAAACGGUUUGCACAGGCAUGCCAUCAGCUCCAGAAUGUCUUUCUCUGUUCAGUGGCUUUAAGCUGAGAUGAUUCAGUUUUCAAACUCACUAAUCUUUUUAAGUUUGAGGCAGUAACAGAAAGGUGGGGUGGGGCAGGAAAGUAAUGAAAGAAGAAACACCAAGUGUAAGGUUUGUGCUUGCACUUAAAUACUUAUUUGACAUUAAGCCUUCAUUAACCAUAUAUUCACUAUUUAAGUAAAUGAAACCAGCACUUAGGGAAGAAAGACUUGGUCUCUCAGAGAAAACAGAGUGCUGUUUUUUGCCUGAAUUCUUAAAAGCUAUGACAGCACUAACUGCAAUUUUAGAUCACAGUAAUAUCCCUAAAUUAUUUGUAUACUGGUUGUUUGCAAGAUUUGAGAAAAUAUCUUUCACAAGUGGUAACAUGAAAAGAUUUCUAGUAAAA
Catharus ustulatus (Swainson's thrush) is the source of this 5818-nucleotide messenger RNA. It is a transcript of the gene SHOC1, whose product is annotated as shortage in chiasmata 1. The record is from RefSeq and is a predicted model, not a curated record. Gene Ontology annotation, molecular function: ATP hydrolysis activity; single-stranded DNA binding. Gene Ontology annotation, cellular component: condensed nuclear chromosome. Bases 80 to 4465 code for a protein of 1461 amino acids. Gene Ontology annotation, biological process: resolution of meiotic recombination intermediates. The transcript is spliced from 29 exons. Lineage: Eukaryota; Metazoa; Chordata; Aves; Passeriformes; Turdidae.